GCUGAACGUUUCAAGCAGUAACAUCGGCCGCCAUGCCAAGUGGUUCAGUGCAAACAUCAUGAUGUGGCAUAAUGUUGGAAGUUAGAGACGUAUAGAAGCCGGUGACGGCUAUUUUUCGUAAUGUAAAUUAUAAAUGCCUCUCUAUCGUUCUUCGGAAGCAUUGCGUAGUCGCUCAAAACGCAUCGAUUAGUGCGUUUGUUCGUUGUAGCUCGGUCGCUACUUCACGUAUUUUCCAUCUCACGGAUCCUAGUUUUUUGCUGAAGCAGCAAAACGAUAAACACGAUGAUGGAACCAGGAGCUGUGCCAGAACUCGAGGAACUGACGCUAUGCACGUUCUGCAAGCAGAAAUUUAAUGAUUCUGACUUGUGCCCGAAGUUCCUAAGUUGCAAACACUACUUCUGCCUCAAAUGUAUCCAAACAGCACUGAUGAAGGGGCGUGAGGUUUACUGUGUUCACUGCUGGAAACGAACUGAACUUGGCGAGCAGGGUGCGGAUACUCUGCAGACAUAUGGUGCAGUCUUGACACUAACAAAGAAUUUAACUGCCCUUAAGAUUGGACCUGGUAGUGGCAGUAAUGCUGUGGGUGGCAACAAGCCCCCAGACAAGGAUCGCAAGGUUCUUCCAAGUGAAAACUGUCACACUCAUGGAAUGCCUCUUGCUCUCUGGUGCCACACAUGUUGUGCUGCUAUGUGUCGCGCGUGUGCCACACAGCAGGAACAUCCUGGCCAUCAAAUAAAAUCACAGGCUGAAGCGAAGGAUCAGCUUGUUACUGAGGUGCACAAUGAACUUCAUGCUAUGAGCAAGAUGCUGGGUGAAAUACAGCGUUUGGCAAUGCAACAGCGUGACUUCUUGCUCAAGGUUUUGGAAGCAUGUGUAACGCUGAAGACACAUGUGGAAACAGAUCUACAGUCAGGUUGGAGCCAUGUACCAGAGGUGGCUGAAGCACGUGAAGCUUUAGCAAAGGCAAGAGGAGGCCUAGCUGCUGUAGACGGUCCUGCUGCAGCCCACGCACUGUACGCCUCGCUUGCACUCGAGAAGCAACGACUGCAGGGCAAGUACCACGAAAUGUACCUACAAUGUCAGCUCGACGACCUCAUUGGGAAUUCAGGUGUUGUGUUCGAUUUUGGGUUGCUGAAGCAGGCCUUGGCAGGCAUUCACUCUGGCGAACCGCCUGCUGUUGUAGCUGGAGGACAGUCAGGACGACUCCCACCACAAGCACACCAUGCCACAACUGCUCAGAAUAACCCUAUCCUAUUCCUUGCUAAUUAUUGUAUGUCGCAGCUGUACUCUCGCCAUGUGUUAACAAAACAGCAGCAGCAGCAACAACAACAGCAGCAGCAACAGCAGCAGCAGCAACAACAACAGCAGCAGCAGCAACAGCACCAUUUACAGCAGAAUGGAACUGUUGAGUACCACCCACAUCACCCGCCAAAUGCUACUGCCAUGCCCCCACCGCAUCACCUAGUUGCAGCUCCUCCGCAACACGUUAUGGUAGCUGCACCUCCGCCCCAGCAGGCCGGGCCAGGGAAACCACCACCUGCUCUUCCCCCACAUGCGCAACCUCCGCCACCACCUCCAUAUGCUCAGGAUGGGGGAGUGGUAGCUGUCCAGGUCCAGUCACCGCCACAACCCGUUGUUCCGCUCAACGUUCGUAACCCGACUGGACCGUACCCUCUUUACUACUUUAACAUUGAUGUCAACGGGACUCCGCAAGGGCGGAUUGUAAUUGAGGUUCGUCCUGAUGCUGCUCCAAAAAUGGCGAAAAAUUUUGGGGUACUUUGUACAGGGGAAAUGGGUGUGAGUUACAAAGGUUGUGCUGUUUUCCAGUGCUGGGAAGGAGAGUCUGUAAUUACUGGAGAUUUUGAGCUCAACAAUGGCAGAGGAGGGCGUUCUAUUUUUGAGGACGGUUAUUUUAUGCCUGAUGAUACGAAAUUCCCAGCUGUGCGGGGUGCUGUGGGAAUGCGCCGUACGCAAAAGCGUCAUGACAACCUCGGGAUGGUUGGAUCACAGUUCCGGAUCAUCUUGCAGGAGAUGAGAGGCUUCACGGGAAUCUUUGGGCAUGUUAUUGAAGGUCUUGAACUUGUUGAAAAAAUUUCCACAUUUGGCGAUCAGACGGGAAAGCCGACUAAAACCAUCGUGAUUACCAAGUGUGGAAAGUUGUAAGAAGAAAAAAAAUACUCGCAAAUAUUACGCUAUUUUGAGUUGACCGGAGUCUAAAGCAUAUUGCCAAUUAUAUGCAAAGAA
Molecule: messenger RNA, 2244 nt
Organism: Schistocerca cancellata (South American locust)
Lineage: Eukaryota; Metazoa; Arthropoda; Insecta; Orthoptera; Acrididae
Exons: 4
Coding region: 283-2163 (626 amino acids)
Biological process (GO): protein peptidyl-prolyl isomerization
Molecular function (GO): peptidyl-prolyl cis-trans isomerase activity; zinc ion binding
Source: RefSeq, a predicted model, not a curated record